This is a messenger RNA of Strigops habroptila (Kakapo), 3181 nucleotides long. It is a transcript of the gene POPDC2, whose product is annotated as popeye domain containing 2. Gene Ontology annotation, cellular component: sarcolemma. The transcript has 4 exons. Gene Ontology annotation, molecular function: cAMP binding. The record is from RefSeq and is a predicted model, not a curated record. Lineage: Eukaryota; Metazoa; Chordata; Aves; Psittaciformes; Psittacidae. The coding region runs from base 1575 to 2684 and encodes 369 amino acids.
GUUGCAUGUGGACUAAUCAUUGUAGAGGUAGAUUAUACUGCCCGAGAACGUGAUGAAUUCUUUUAGGCUGCCAUAAAGCAUUGCUUCAGCCUUGCCCAGUAGACAGUGUUAUUCCAGAGCACUAUUAGUAGAAGAGGCGAUUAGUGUGUCUUUAAGUGAAUGGUGCCAGUGGGAAUGGCAUGUUAGGCAGGGCAGCUGCAAGCUCGGCCUGAAACAUGACCACCCUUGAAACCUUAUCUCUACUCCACUGACCCAUGCAGGCUGACUUCACACUGCUCACUGACCGUGCAGGUUGCGUCAAUGCCUGAAAUGUAACUGCUUCCAGGCAACAGGGCAGAUCCUGCCUGUACGACUGACAACGUGUUACUCGAAGCAGGGAAGAAAUUGCAUUUAUGCAUCUUUUCUGUAGCUGACCAUGGUGGACUGGACUCGGCAGGUCCCUCACGCCUGUGUCCUGGGUUACCAAAUUGGAAAUUGUUUGCUUUUCACAUUGAAUGAAGGUCUGAAAUAGUUACGAAGAAAUAAAAAUGUGAGAUGACGUUUCCCGAGGAUGCUUUCACCACAGAGCCUGUUAUCUGUGGGGUGGAAGAAUCCUCCCUCAACUAGGGUUUCCUCACAAAACAUGCUUCCAAGCGUUACACUCUCAAAGUUGUAGGCAGGAUAGUCUCCGUGAUAGAUGAAGCUGGGUCCCAAUGGCUCAUUUACCGUAGCUUUAUCCUUGCAACCACAACUGUCUGCUUGUGCAGAGCUUUACCUUGUGCCCCUUGGUCCAAAACGCCACAUGAGAUGGAGCUCCCUGGGGCAAGGAGGAGGCUCUGCUGCCAUGCCUGGAAAGCAUUUCUUGAGAACCAGCCUCUCUGUUUUGCCAAGUACUGCAAGCCACAGCAGGAGAAGGGGGUGACCUUUUUCCUUUUUUGUGCUGGGUGAAAGUCGCUCUCUUGCAGGAGCACAGAGCGGUGGGGAGCCCCAUGUGUGGCCGGAGCUUGCUGCGAUAAGCUGGUUGUUUUCCCCUCUCCUUUCCCCUCCUCGCGCUGCACCGGGCUUAUCUGGGUGCCUGAGUUAUGUUAAGUAGCGGCUGCAUGCUUGCUCUCUGUUCUCCUCGCUGCUUUUGCUCCUUGGAUUUCAAUUCCAAACAUGGUUAUCCAUUUGGGGUCUCUCUCCUUUCCGCUGCCAAGUGAUACACAUUCCACACUCAACACCAGCUCCCUCUGCUGCUCCCUCACGGUCGCUAUUUCCAUUCGCCGGAGGGCAGGCGAGAGAGCAGCGAGUGCAAGAUCUCUGUCCUGUUCGUGAGUUUUCCAGCUAAUGGCCUCUACUCUUUCUUUUACUGAGCUCUUUUGGCCUCCUGUUUGCAAGUUUCUUUUCUCAGUGCUGUGGCUAAGGAGGGGGCCAGCCGCCAGUCUGUGAGACACAAAGAGCAACGAGCCCUUUUGGGAUUUUUUUUUGGGCGCAGAAACGUUCAGCAGCAUUUUACCAUGUCACUCUGAAGCGUGCUGCUGUGGGACCAGCUGGUGCUCAAGAGGAGGAGGAGGAACAGCAGCUCUGGUUUCAGACCUCUGCAGCACCCUUUGUGUAUGACAAUUCAUUUUGAGCGCAGGACAGCCGGGGAGGGUGGAGAGUGGGGAAGGAUGAGUGCAAGCAGCCUCUCUUGGGACCAGGCUCUUCUCCAGCCUCCGGUGUGUGAUGCCUGGAAGGACAUUUUGGAGGGGGCAGCCUAUCAUCUGGCCAGCUGCAUUGUCCUCCUGGGUUACAUGGGGGGAAGUGGCAUCUUUGGGUCCCUCUAUAUCUUUGGCCUCCUGGCCCCAGGUUACUUCUGCUAUGCUCUGUGGGGCUGGCUGGGCGCCUGCGGGCUGGAUAUCUUCAUCUGGAACAUGCUGCUCGUCCUCGCCUGCUUGCUUCAGCUGGCUCACCUGGCUUACCGGCUCCGCAGAGACACCAUCCCUGAAGAGUUUAACCUCCUCUACAAGACCAUGUACCUGCCCUUGCAGGUGCCCCUGGAAGUCUACAAAGAAAUUGUAAAGUGCUGUGAAGAGCAAGUCCAGUCGCUCGUCAGAGACCAGAAUUACGCGGUGGAGGGCAAGACGCCCAUUGACCGCCUCUCGUUGCUGCUGUCUGGCAGGGUCCGAGUGAGCCAGGACGGACAAUUCCUUCACUACGUCUUUCCGUACCAGUUCCUGGACUCUCCAGAAUGGGAGUCGCUGCGACCCUCUGAGGAAGGAACUUUCCAGGUCACGCUGACGGCUGAGACUGACUGCAGCUUCAUCACCUGGCCGAGGAAGAAGCUGUAUCUCCUCCUGAGGAAGGACCGCUACAUUGCCCGGCUCUUCUCCUCCCACCUGGGCUACGACAUCUCGGAGAAGCUCUACUCCCUCAAUGAGAAGCUCUUUGCCAAGUUUGGCCUCCACUUUGACAUCCGCUUGCCCAGCCUGUACCAUGUCCUCGGGCCAGCCUCCUCCGAGGGGGAAUCGGAGGACUGCGAGGAGUCAUCGCCUGCCUCUGGCCAGGCUGAUGGCUCUGAGCCCCCUCCGCAGCCACCGCUGCCGCGACCGGCUCCUCGGCCCCGUCCAUCCCGGCCUGACAGUGACCUGCUGGGUGAGGAUUCCACCAGUCUUGUCUUGGAAGAUUUUGCUGAGUUGCCGGGGUCUUUUAUGGACUAUGUGAGCGAAGGGGAGUAUAUGAAAUGAGGGCACUCCCGGCAUGGGCACGCCUCACCCUGUGUGGGACCCCCGCCAUCUGGAAACCUCCUCCGGAGUUCUCCUCACCCUCUCUGCAAAGGACGAGCCCCUCUGGCUCCCACUCAGACGCCCGAACUCUAGGGAACAACAAGCUGUUUUGAUCCCGAAGCCUCUCCAAAGGACCGUAUGCUCACACAGGUUUCUGACCAGAGAGACACCUUUAGCACGCACAGAGACGUCUGCCUGCAGACAUGUACACUCAGGAGCACAUGAAUUACACGCAUGAGACUGCAGUGUGACACUCCAGCACCUCCCACCCCAUGGUUGUUCACCAGAGCUGCCUGCCCCAGUGUGCUUCCACAGUUUGUUUUCAAGUCCUGCAUCUCUGAGGUGUGUCGGCAGCUCUGAUACCAAGGUACACCGGUACCGCUGCAAGCGGUACCAGCCUGCUCACAGAAUCUGUGUUCCCUUUGAUUUAAUGAUUCUCAUUAAAGUCAGAGAUGAAA